Molecule: messenger RNA, 939 nt
Organism: Xenopus laevis (African clawed frog)
Lineage: Eukaryota; Metazoa; Chordata; Amphibia; Anura; Pipidae
Product: olfactory receptor 5AS1
Exons: 1
Coding region: 1-939 (312 amino acids)
Source: RefSeq, a predicted model, not a curated record
AUGGAGAACUCAACGCGAACCUCACCAAAGAGAUUUAUCCUUCUUGGCUUCACCAGUAUCCCAUACCUACAAUCAUUAUGUGGGAUCCUAUUUGUUUUAAUUUAUAUAACCACACUGUCAGGAAACUCCCUGCUUAUCAUUGUAGUGAGGAUCAAUGAGCAGCUGCAGACACCCAUGUACUAUUUCCUGAGCAACCUCUCAAUGAUUGACAUUUGCUUAUCUUCCACCGUAGUACCCAGAAUAAUAAUAAACACCUUAUCACAGGAUAGAAGUGUCUCACUCUUAGAUUGUGCAUUGCAGAUGUUCUUCCAUUUAUCUUUAGAAGGGACGGAGUGUUUCAUUCUAGCUGUCAUGGCCUAUGAUAGAUAUGUAGCCAUAUGUCAACCAUUGCACUACAACAAAGUUAUGAACAAGAAAUUCUGUAUUUGUAUGGCUUCUGGAUCAUGGACGUUAGCCUUUAUCAGUGCAUUCAUCCAUGUCUUUUUUACCUUUCAACUGCCUUUUUGUACAUCUCUUGUUAACCAUCUUUUCUGUGAGAUGCCACCUUUCUUCCGUCUCUCUUGCAGAGAUACUUGGCCCAAUCUGGUAGCCAUGUACAGCACAGCCAGUUUCAUUGCCAUGUGCUCUUUCCUUUUGACUCUCUUUUCAUAUGUAAAGAUUAUCUCCACUAUCCUAAAGAUCCGUUCUACUGAAGGAAGAAAAAAGUCCUUGUCCACCUGCACAUCCCAUCUCACAGUCGUCUCUCUGUUCUUUGGCACCAUCUUGUUCAUGUACAUGAGCCCUCACUCUACAUAUUCAGACUUAGACAAAUCAGUAUCUAUUAUUUAUUCUGCUGUGAUCCCAAUGUUGAACCCUAUCAUUUACAGCAUAAGAAAUAAAGAUGUCAAAGGCACCAUAAGAAAAGAAAUGAAUAAACUCAGAGUUUCUGAGAAGUCUUAA